UGCUCCCCGGCCGGGGCCGAAAUCGACCUAGUGAGUCCCUCGCGGGCGAACCAGGCCACAGCAGAAGAACGUAGGCGGGUGGUGUCCCAAGGUGCAACUCACCGCCGCGCUGGCUCAGCGUGGCGGUGAGGAUGCGCAGACGGUGGUAGUGGCGAGAGGUGUGUAUGGACACUGUUCCCGCGGCAGUAAUGCAAAGCGGCAAACUGCACCUGGCAACCAUUGUCGCGGAAAGCGUGGCCCACGAAGCUGUAGGUGUAGAGAGAUUCGUACACACCACGUCAGUAAGCACCGCUCGCGGGAGAAGGGAGACAACCGCGGGCACCGCGGGGAGGGAGUGCUGCACCCUCCUCGUCGAAACACCACAGGCAAGAACCGAGCUCUGCAGAGAUGGAUUGAUGCGAGGAAACUCGCCGCUCGGAAAAUACGGAAAAAAGCACACCCGCAACGCGAGGUGGACCGAGAGAGGCACGAGACCGCAGCGGCCGUCGAGGCGGCUCGCCGCUGGCGAGGUGCGCACGAGGGCAACAGGCUGGUACACGAGCGAAGCGCAGCACGAGAUCUCCGAAGCGUGUAAGGAGAUGAAGGCGGCCCAGCAGCAACUGCGUGGGGCCGAAAAGAACAGCGCCUUCGAGGCGACCCUGAAUGGGAUGCUCAAGGCGGCGCGGAAGAAGCGCAGCACCGCGAGGUGGAGAGCACGGGAAACGUUCUUCGAGGGCUAUGUACGGCAGGUCGAGAAGAAGAGCCGCGAGGGGGAUCAGGCGGGUUUCUACAGGCACCUGAAGAUGAUCGACGUCGAAGGUAAGUGGUCUUUUCACCUCUCAGAACAUCAAGGACGAGGACGGCAGGGUUCUUCGGGACCCCACGUUUAUUCUCUAACGGUGGGCACGGUGGUGCCACCAGCUCCUCAGUACCAAGUCGCCGACCAUCGACCUGCAAGCGGCUGACAAGGUCAAGCGGUGACCCACGUGCGUGCCACUCGACGAC
Messenger RNA from Ectocarpus sp. CCAP 1310/34, 984 nucleotides. The record is from the annotation of a GenBank genome assembly. Lineage: Eukaryota; Phaeophyceae; Ectocarpales; Ectocarpaceae.